AGCACACGUGGGAUAUUAUACUCUUAAGCAUUUUUAGCAGCGGAUUACGCUUGAAUUUUUUCUAGAUAUUUGUAGUCUCAUUCUUUUCCUCAGUGUUUUCAUACACCUUUCAUCCACACCCAACAAACCGGCUCGAAUCAUGAGCCAUUCUAUUAUCCAGUACCAUUAGAGUAGGACAAUUGUUUUUUCUUUACUUGUUACUCGCUUUUCAUCAAGUGCAUUGUCUAAAAAAAUAUAGAAAAGAAAAGAGAAAAAAACCAGCGAAUGGUUCAGAAAAGAGCGACCAUGCCAGCAACGCAAUGCCAACAGCAGCAGCAGCAACAACCAUAUUGCCAUUACCAGAAGCGCCCGAAGAGGAGGAUCCCUUAUUAGAAGUAGACGGGCUCGACUCGACCUGCGAGAAAGUAGUCUUGCUGCCAUUAUCAGGUUUGAGCAUGCAAUGGAUCAUCGCCUGGUUCAUCGUCAUGCAGUACUGGUUGGCACCGCAGGACUCGGUGGCCCAGGUGCCCUUGUUGCAGCGGAGAAGAAUGCUCUCGUUGUCAGUGCCACACUGGGUAGCGCCGGCCUGGCAUUGGCUCUGGCCAUUGACGCUGGUGGCGGCAAAGAUGGCUGUGGCAGCAAGAGCGAGUUUGGCAGAUGAAGCAAGCAUUGUUAAAAACAAAUAGUAAAAUAUUACAAGUGUGUGUUGUAACGAUUAAAUAAAAUAGAAGAGAGGAGAGGAGAGGAGAAGGGUAAAAUGCUGUGGAAUGUUAAUGGAAGAGAAAAGGAAGGAAAAGU
This is a messenger RNA of Kickxella alabastrina, 777 nucleotides long. RefSeq lists its product as uncharacterized. NCBI's taxonomy places the organism in Eukaryota, Fungi, Kickxellomycota, Kickxellomycetes, Kickxellales, Kickxellaceae. The record is from RefSeq and is a predicted model, not a curated record. The transcript is spliced from 3 exons. The coding region runs from base 300 to 665 and encodes 121 amino acids.